Messenger RNA from Gossypium raimondii (Peruvian cotton), 1246 nucleotides. RefSeq lists its product as uncharacterized. The coding region runs from base 124 to 840 and encodes 238 amino acids. Lineage: Eukaryota; Viridiplantae; Streptophyta; Magnoliopsida; Malvales; Malvaceae. The record is from RefSeq and is a predicted model, not a curated record. The transcript has 2 exons. Gene Ontology annotation, cellular component: chloroplast thylakoid membrane.
UUUCGAUUUCGUUACUUCACUUCAUCGCCACAUAAUAAACACAGCGCGCCCUUCAUCUGUAGAUUUUUCUCUGAUUUCUCAAUUCUCAAUUCUCUUCUAUGGUGGUAGCCACCAAACCAAAGCAUGGCUAUCUCUCUAAGUUCAGUCUUCGGGUUUAAUUUAAAGUAUGUCUCGAGAUCCUGUAUUGGAGGAGCUUCGGUACUUAAGGCCAACCCCAGUGUAUCUCCCUUUCAACUGUAUGGCUCCGGGGGACUUGUACACCAAAAAAGAAGGGGAUUAUGUCUUUCAGUUGAAGACAGAGACCGACUAGUCGCGAAUAGCAGCAUAAAGGAUUCUGGUGAUGCUGAGAAGCUGGUUUCUGAUGAUCGAAUUUCAGCCCUGAAUCCCCCAUCAUUGGAUAAUGAAUCGCGCUCCCCUACCUCUGAGCCUAGUAAUGGUUCAAUGGUUUCUUCAACUCCGAUGCAGGAGGCCUCAUCACCUCCAAAUAUACAGUCCACAACAAAAAAAGUAUCUCUAACGGCUAAAGAAAGAUUAAGGGCAGCUCGGGUUCUAAGCCGUUACGCAGAGUCAAAGCUAUCUAAAUCAGAGAUGGGAAGUAAUGUACUGGAUGCUAUGAGGGAAAGUGAUAAGGGGAAAAAGAGAUCUCGGCUUCCCGAAGCGCCUACAAAUUUGUUUGAUGACAGCAAACGAGGAAUGCCAAAGCAAGGCCUUACUUUUCAGUUUCCAGGGGGAAAUGAUCUCCUUGUAAUCAUCUUUUCGGUCGUUUUUAUCAGCACGGUAAUGUUCACGACAACUUACAUAGUAUGGAAAGUUGGAGCCAUACAUUUUAAUGAGUAUUAAGAUGAAGGGCAAGAAUGAGGUACAAGGUCAAAAGUAUUGUUGAAGAUCACAUGGCAUCUUUGAUUUCAGGUACUAUCGAUGUCCAAGCAUUAUGCAGCCGAGUUUAACUUUUCGAUAAGCCAUCUAUACAUGAAUGUAUAAAAAAAUUGUGUGAAUGAUGUUUUAUUAUCAAUGCUGAACCUCUCUGGCCUAAUAUAUUAACUGGCUUGUUACAACUUAGAGUGACUUCUGGAAUAGUUUAGGUAUCGUUAAUGCCCGAACUUAGAGAUUACGAUUUACAGGAGCUGUUGAAAGUGCUGCUGGCCAGAUUGAAUUUACUGCCUAGUUUUGGUAGGCUUUAGAGUCACAUUGCUCGGUUUAGUGUAUCUGGUUUUGCAUUUCAGAAAUGAAAUCUAAGUUUACUGCA